Hippopotamus amphibius kiboko is the source of this 1191-nucleotide messenger RNA. RefSeq names its product purinergic receptor P2X 6 (gene P2RX6). The transcript has 12 exons. The record is from RefSeq and is a predicted model, not a curated record. The coding region runs from base 10 to 1191 and encodes 393 amino acids. Gene Ontology annotation, molecular function: extracellularly ATP-gated monoatomic cation channel activity; ATP binding; purinergic nucleotide receptor activity. Lineage: Eukaryota; Metazoa; Chordata; Mammalia; Artiodactyla; Hippopotamidae. Gene Ontology annotation, cellular component: plasma membrane; nuclear inner membrane. Gene Ontology annotation, biological process: response to ATP; monoatomic cation transmembrane transport.
GCUGGGAGCAUGGGCUUCCCAGGGGCCGUGGUGGGCUGGGGGCUUCUGGAUUACAAGACGGAGAAGUAUGUGAUGACCCGGAACUGGCGGGUGGGCGCCCUGCAGAGACUGCUGCAGCUGGGGGUCGUGGUCUACGUGGUGGGGUGGGCCCUCCUCGCCAAAAAAGGCUACCAGGAGCAGGACCUGGACCCCCAGAUUUCUGUCAUCACCAAACUCAAGGGGGUUUCUGUGACCCAGAUCAAGGAGCUGGGGAACCGGCUGUGGGACGUGGCUGACUUCGUGAAGCCGCCGCAGGGAGAGAACGUGUUCUUCUUGGUGACCAAUUUCCUUGUGACGCCAGAACAAGUUCAGGGCAGAUGCCCAGAGCACCCCUCCAUCCCGCUGGCUAGCUGCUGGGCCGACCAGGACUGUCCUGAAGGGGAGACGGGGACCCACAGCCAUGGCAUAAAAACGGGCCAGUGCGUCGUGUUCAACGGGACCCACAGGACCUGUGAGAUCCGGGGCUGGUGCCCGGUGGAGAGCGGCGCCGCGCCCGGGAAGCCCCUGCUGGUCCAGGCCGAGAACUUCACGCUGUUCAUCAAAAACACCGUCACCUUCAGCAAGUUUAACUUCUCCAAGUCCAAUGCCUUGGACACGCAGGACCCCACCUACUUCAAGCGCUGCCGCUAUGACCUGCGAUCCAGCCCCUCCUGCCCUGUGUUCCGUAUCGGGGACCUCGUGGCCGAGGCUGGAGGGGUCUUUGAGGACCUGGCACUGCUGGGUGGUGCCGUGGGCGUCCAUAUCCGCUGGGACUGUGACCUGGACGCCGGGGGCUCUGACUGCCGCCCCCACUACUCCUUCCAGCUGCAGGAGCGGAGCUACAACUUCAGGACAGCCACUCACUGGUGGGAGGCCUCGGGCGUGGAGGCCCGGAGUCUGCUCAAGCUCUACGGGAUCCGUUUCGACGUCCUGGUCACUGGGCGGGCAGGGAAGUUCGGGCCCAUCCCCACGCUCAUCACCCUGGGCACAGGAGCGGCUUGGCUGGGCGUGAUCACCUUCCUCUGUGACCUGCUGCUGCUGUACGUGGAUGGAGACGCUCACGUCUACUGGAGGACCAAGUACGAGGAGGCAAAGGCUCCAAAGGUGACCGCCAGCCCCGAGCAGACAGAGCCCGCAUCCGCGCCCCCGCACCCGGCCACCCAGGUGCCUUAG